Botrytis deweyae is the source of this 1011-nucleotide messenger RNA. RefSeq lists its product as uncharacterized. Lineage: Eukaryota; Fungi; Ascomycota; Leotiomycetes; Helotiales; Sclerotiniaceae. Gene Ontology annotation, molecular function: oxidoreductase activity. The record is from RefSeq and is a predicted model, not a curated record. Bases 1 to 1011 code for a protein of 336 amino acids. The transcript has 2 exons.
AUGCCUCCAAAGUCACUUUUAGACGUCCUGAUCAUUGGAGCCGGUCCAGCCGGAAUAUCUUGCGCCGCCGCUCUUGCGCGCCUUCGUCAUACCGCUAUCGUAUUUUCCAGCAAUAAAUUCCGGAACGAAAAGUCUAAGCACAUGCACACAGUCUCUACAUGGGAUCAUCGAGAUCCUUCGGAAUUUCGUGCUGCUUCUCGAGAGGAUAUUCUGGCCAGGUACAAGACCAUAUGUUUUGAAGAUGUGGGCAUUCAAACUAUUGAGAAGGUAUCCAAGGAUGGAGAGGGAGAGGGGGAGGGGAGUGGUAUUUUCAAGGCAAUCGAUGAUACUGGAAAAGAUUGGUGGGGAAGAAAACUCGUUCUUGCUACUGGUGUGAAAGAUAUCAUGGUAGAUAUUGAAGGUUAUGAAGAAUGCUGGGCUAAAAGCAUCUUCCACUGUCUCUAUUGCCACGGCUAUGAAUCCUCUCCUGCAAAGUCAGCUGGUGUAAUUGCCAUUGGUGACUGUGCGUCACCCCAUAUAGCUCUUCACCUAGCUCGCCAGGCACUUCGCUUGUCUGAAAACGUCACAAUCUAUACGCACGGAAACGACGCCUUAGCUGAAGAAAUAGAAGCUGCAAAAUUUACGUCAAAUCCUGAUGUCAAUUCCAAGUGUCGCAGUAAAAUCGAAAUUUGCAAUUACUUGAUUCAGAAAUUCAUCCCAAGUGAUAAUCCAUCGUCUGGCCUCACUGUUUCUUUUGAUGAAAAUGAUGGAGCGGGACUGGGAGAUCAUACACACGCAUUCCUGCUUCACAAACCAGUAACCGAGCAGACCAACGAUCUUGCUCAUCAACUCGGGAUCGAAUUAACCGAGCAAGGAGAUCUUAAGGUCACGGCGCCUUUCAACGAGACAAGUGUAAGAGGGGUGUUUGCAACUGGAGAUUGUGCGUCAAUGUUAAAGAAUGUUGUAGGCGCUAUGUAUAGCGGGACUUGCGCUGGUGCUGGUGUUGGCUCUCAGAUUCAAGGAGAAGAUUAA